AUGGCGGCCGUCCCCGGGUCCGAUCGGCUUUCCAAUCUCUCCGACGACGUGCUCAUCUACGUUUUAUCCUUCCUACCCUCCAAGGAAGCUGCCAAGACCACCAUCCUGUCUCGCCGAUGGCGCUGCCCGCUCUGGCUCGACACUGCCGUCGUCAACCUCGACUCGCGCUCCUACGCCGGCACCGGCUCUCCAGCAUGCGACGCCCUCCACGCUUUCGCCUUGCAGCGCUCCCAUGGCCGCGUCUCCACUAAGAUUAGUAUUGUCAUGCAUGACGGCUCCAUGCACGGCGACGUUCUGCGCGCAGCCUGCCACGACGAGGCCGCCGUCGAGGAGCUCCGGCUCGACUGCUUCAAGGAGUUCUGCAAGGGCUGUCCAGACUCGGACAUGUACUCGCUAUCGCCGGCCACGCUGCCAUUCUCCGCCCUCCGGGUCCUCGACCUCAGCGGCUGCCUCCUGAUGGACAUGAAGCAGCCGCGGCGGAGGGUCGCGUUCCCGUGCCUGGCGGGGCUCCGGCUGCGGCUGUGCGCCAUGGAUCGCGCCAUGCUCCAGGAUAUGGUCUCCGGCUCUCCGCUGCGCCUGUGCUCGCCAACCUCCGCCUCGAGUCCCUGA
Molecule: messenger RNA, 609 nt
Organism: Lolium perenne
Lineage: Eukaryota; Viridiplantae; Streptophyta; Magnoliopsida; Poales; Poaceae
Product: F-box/LRR-repeat protein At5g02910
Molecular function (GO): protein binding
Source: RefSeq, a predicted model, not a curated record